AUUUUGUUGUUUGUGUUUAAGAUCUUAAAGGGAAGGGCACCUUCUUAUUUAUCAGAUCUGCUACAUGUCUAUACUCUGGUUAGAUCAUUGAGGUCAUCUAAUCAGGUGCUUCGAUGUUCCACGGUCUAGACGUAAGAAUAGAGGAGACCGAGCUUUUUCAGUGGUGCCUCCUAAAUUAUGGAAUGGCUUACCGGUUCAUAUAAAAACAGCCCAAACACUUGAGAGUUUAUAGACCUUGCUCGAGACAUUUUUAUUCUUUGGCUUUUAAUGUAAAUUGAGUAAUGAGAUAUUUUUACAGUGUUAUGUGUUUAGCUGAUGUGUGUUGAUGUGAAUAUAAAGUUCUUGAUUCUUAAAAGCACUUUAAUCAACUCUUUAAAUGUGCUAUACAAAUAAAGUUGAAGUUGAACUUGCAAGUUAACGCAUAACCAACAACCUAUUAUUGUUCUGCAUUAAAUGUUAAAGGUAAGCCUAUACGAUUUCUGAAUUACACCUGUUUAUCAGGAGUAAAAUACAGGGGGCAUCAGUUUGUGUUGAGAUCAGAGAAAAAACAUUGCAACAGGAUGGGAAAAAUAUUGAAUAACGACGCAUCAAAAAUGGGCUUAGCAUAUGCCAGUCAACAACACGAAAAUACUCAGCAUAAAUCCCUUAACAAUGGUGACUGCACACAGGGGCGUAGCCUGGGCCCCAUGCAUAGGGUGUUGCCCCUCCCAUUUCUCCAUUUUAGUUAUCUAAUCACGAACAAACUGUAUGAUAACCAAACAAGACUUUGGGCCCUAUUUUAACGAUCUGAAACGCAAGUGCAAAGCGCAAAGCGCAAGUGAGUUUGUGGGCGGAUCUUGGGCGCUGUUGCUAUUUCCCGGCGGGAGAAAUAACUCUUUCACCAGGCGCAAAUCAAUAAGGGGUUGGUCUGAAGUAGGUUCAUUAUUCAUAGGUGUGGUUUGGGCGUAACGUCAAAUAAACCAAUCAGAACGCUAUCCAACAUUCCCUUUAAACACAAGGGCGCAAGUUCCAUGGCCGGUUGCUAUUAUUAUGACGGAUUUACCAGGCGCACGCCAGGAGCGGUUCACAGCCGAGGAGACCCACGUUCUUGUAAGAGCAGUCAAACACAGAGAAGUUGUUUUGUAUAGGGAUAGGAGAAACCCGCCCAAAUCAGCGUAGGUUAAACAGGCGUGAGAGGAAAUAGCCACAGUCUCAUCAGCUGGCAUCCCCAUCGUUGCGCCAAGCGCUAAAAUGAUGUCAGGAGACGGGGGAAUCCCAAGCUUGCCAGCAUAAAUCGGGCACGCCGUGUAACGGGAGGUGGAUCUGCCUCUACACAGCACCUGACGCCAGCAGAGGACAUCGCUGCGUCCACCCUCACCCCUGAAAGGGUUUGGGGGCUUUGAAAUCGGACCCAAGAAAAGCAAGCAAGGUCCAACCCCAAAGUAAACUUACAAAUCAAGUUCAUAUACAUUAAGGUUUCUUAUGAAAACAUUUUAAAUAUUAUUUACAUAAAAUAAACGUAAUACAGCCACACAACAAACUUAUGAAAAUAUUUAAAUCAUUAUUUGCAUGAGAAUUUUUUAACGCAGCCACACAAUAAUUAAAAACUAUCACCACAAUGCUCACCACAAUGAUUUCCCUUAUCUCAUGUGUUAAUAUUUUUUAUUGUAACAAUUUAUGAUUUGCAAAAAUAACUGUUGCAUCUGUGUAGAUUAGAUAAGCAAAGUGUGUGCACGUUGUGCACGAUAUACAUUAUGGUCAAGCAUGCGCCCUUAAAAUAGCAUAAUGAACCACGCGCAACGCGCCACUGACUUUAGACUAGUUUUUUUUUUGGUCAGUGGUGCAAUUGUUUUUUGAAACUGCAAAAUAGCAUCAGGGAUGGUUUGCGCCGCAACACGCCUCCUUUUUUGCGCUGAACCGCCCAGGGAGCGCAAGCUCAUUCCCUAGUUUGCCGACGUGCAUCUGUGGAGGGAAAAACCCGCUGUGCGCCGGUGCAAAAUACGAAUGAUACAUGCGUCACUGACAAAGUCAAUUGCGAUGGGUGCAAGAUAGGGCCCUUUAUGUUCAUGCUCCCUGCUCUCUUCACUUCCACCAUUAUCCUCAAUCACAUCUUUUCUAUCAUCUUUCUCUACAUUAAGGAUACAUUUGAUAUUAACCUCUUUUACUAAUUAUAACUUUAUAUAAUGAAACACACUACGAUGUUGGUGUUACUUAACACCUUUUAUUUAAAAUGGCUAAACAUGGUUUGCUUUAAUUUUGAACUAUAUUAGCUCACCUUGUUUGAAAUCCAAAGAGGAGGUUAAAGGGUCUGUUGCUACUCCACUCCCUGAUGUGACAGUUUCUGAAACUGAGGCCCAUGUGUUUCACAAUUAAGAUCUGCUUCUACUGAAUCUGACAUAAAUAUAAUGUUGAAAUGAUAUGUAGCUAAGCUACCGAUGAGCUACCAAGCCACUUAUGUGACUGAUUUGCCUGUUUUUGCUAAUUUUAGAUAUUAUAGACUAAGACUAUGCAUUUAAAAUUAAACAUUUUUAAAAUUAGGCUAUUAUAACGGUGUUUUGUAAGGAAACAGCUUUGUUAGUUUACAGUUUGUUUAUUUAUCCUUUCACCUCAAAUUGCAUGUAGCCUAUAACCAAAUUAUCAUCUACGUUCAGCUUUUUCAAUGGGUGGUCUCAGUUCAUUUUUAGCACUAACAAUUGCGGGGAUAUUCAAAUAGUUUAGCACUAUAGAUUUCGUGUUCUAGUUUGUGCUCACCUUUCUUUGAAAAAAAGUCAGUCACAAAUCGUUUCUUUAAAUCGUCGACCUUUAAUAUGUUUGCUGUGUUAUAGACAGUAACAGAAUGUGUGCACAUUGUGUGAUCAACAUACAAAUGAUUACAACAGAAGCUUAAUUCAGAUUCACAUGCUUUUAUAUCAAAUGAUAAUCACAUAAAGUCUUUAUCUAAGAUCUGCUGUCGCCUGUAUUUUUGUGUCUACUGACCACAAACAGCCCACUACUGCAGUGACUUGCUGCUUUAGUUUUAUUUUAAUUUUUAAGUAGUGUAAACCCAUGAAAGUAAAUGCAAGCUACCAGCCAAAUACUGCAGUUAAAGUGUUGUUGUUGUUUUUAUAAGGUGAAAACAAAUGUUGUUAACUAAAAAUUGCACAAAGUAAGAUUUCCUUACAUGGCUCAACUUUGUCAUCUUAAGUUAUUCUUUAUGCAGUGUUUAUAUGACCUGGCCACAAGCUUCAGAUAAGGGGCAAUUUUAGCAGAUAAAGGAAGUGAAAGAUUAUAUAAACAUCUAACAUACAGCCACUGUAGUGAUAGCUGAUCUUUUUCUCCUUCAGUUUUAUGUUUUGUUUAAACAUUUUUUUUAUUGUACAAGAAAUUGUUUCUGUUAUAUCAACCAAACCAAUGAAAAUGUAUGUGGACAUGAUGAAAAUAUGGAGAAAUGAAACAUCACAGCUGUUUGACAUGCAGACAAUCAGGCUGAAGUUCGUGUUGGUUAUUUUUUGGCUUAUUGCAGGUGAUGAGUGUAGGAAAGUACAUGUUCAGACUGGAGGAUCUGUUACUAUUCCAUGUCAUUAUGAAAGUAAAUACACCCAACUCAAGAAAUACUGGUGCUAUAAUUCAUUAGGAUAUUACCCAUUCUGCUCUAUUCUGGCAUAUGCAAAUGAAACCAAAGGAGACGUGUCAGUAAUUGAUCAUCCUGAUCAGAGUUUAUUUACUGUCACUAUGAGAGACCUGCAGGAGAAAAACACUGGAACUUACUGGUGCGCUGUGGAAAUUGAAGGAAUUACCUCUGAUGCGACAGAGUGGUUUUAUCUCAAAAUCCAAUCAGCUCCUGGUGUCUCCGUGAUGCCCAGCAGUGUAACUGUAGAUGAAGGUGGUAAUAUCGGUGUACAGUGUCUCUACACUUCAACAUAUAAGAAUAAAACCAAACAGUGGUGCAGAUAUAAAGACAAGAGAUGUUACACAGUGGGAAGUUCUGACACAUCCCAGUAUUCAGCUGAGAUCAGUGAUAAUGGGAGAGGAUCUUUGACUGUGGUGAUGUCUGGACUGAUGAAGAGUGAUUCAGGCUGGUAUUACUGUUCUGUAGGACAUCUACAGGCUCCUGUUCAACUCACAAUCAAUGCGGUGACUACAGAUAGCAGCUCAACAAGAAACAUACAGUAUGAUCAUCUGAAGAUGUGGCUUCUACCCAUUAUUCUGCUUCUGCUGCUAAUUCUGGUUACUGUGACAUCUGUUAUGCUGAAAAACAAACACAGGAGAAAUAACAAUUACAUCUCAAAUGAAGAAAGAGACAAAGCCAGUGAUGAAGAUGAUCCUGAAUGUGAUGUGACGUACAGUUCUGUCAUAAAUCUUCCCAAGACUGAAGCACGUGAACCAGCAGAUGUAGAGGAAAAUGUGAUCUACAGCUCUGUGUGUGAAUAGGCGUUUGAUCUGGAUUAAAUACCUGAACAAAAUAUGAACACAGAUGCAAGAGCUUGCAAAACAGCAACACAGAUAAAGCUUUUACAUUACAGUAAAAUUAUAUUUGCUUUGUUGAAGUGUGGUCUUAUGACAGCCAAGUUUCCCAGAAUGCAUUUCGCGCCAACGACAAUGAAGCUUAAAACCUGCACAAUAUUUGAAAUAUUACGCUUUCUGUGUCAUAAAAAAGUUUUAAGAGCUGUUUAGUCGAGAAUAUAAAUGAAUAAACUUCAAAUAUGUGAUCAGUUAGUAAAGAUAGUGCCUAUUUUAAAAAUUUCCUUUUGGAUAUGUGAGUUCCAGGGAAUCAGCGAGUGGUCAGCGGCGUACACCCUGCUGAGGGCAGCCUCAUCUCGGCAAGUCCUUCUGAAAUUUGCCGCGAUCUCAGUGCAGCUGCUCUGCCCUCUCUGAUGGUCAAACAUAAAAAAGCAUCAUUUAUUUAUCUGUAUUAUUCAUAUGAAGUCUGUUAUUUUUUAUUAUCCUUUUAACUGAUGCUUAAGUUAAGUUUCAUAACUUAAAUCACAUAUAUUUUUAGCUAUGAUUUAUAUAUAAUCUUAACACUGUAGUAAAUUUCUACAAUUUACUUCAACUGGAUGUUUUUUGUGUUUUUUUAUG
Molecule: messenger RNA, 5037 nt
Organism: Paramisgurnus dabryanus
Lineage: Eukaryota; Metazoa; Chordata; Actinopteri; Cypriniformes; Cobitidae
Source: RefSeq, a predicted model, not a curated record